AUCGUUCAUCAGCGCAUGGUCCUCUUUCCCGCUAAAAACCGGUCGUCACUCUCAUUUCCCGCCAUAAAGAACUUUCGGCGGUAUUUUUCAUAGUUGUUGAAGAGCUAAAACUUCUGCCGAUAUUCUGCUUCUCCUCUAUUUACUUUGUAUUCUCUUGCCACUGUCUCUUGGUUUGCGGUUCGAAGGAUCCGCUGCAAUGGAAGUCAACGAGGAUGUGAUGGCUGCGAAUAAGCGCGCCUUUCUGAAUUUCUUGGACGAAGAUGUGGGUAAGGGAUUUUACAUGAAGGCUAUAAGGGAUAUGGUCCAGAACAAGCGCUGUCGCCUUAUUCUCGGCAUGGAUGAUAUACGCAGCUAUAGUCUGGACCUUGCCCGAAGAUUGAUUCGGAAUCCGGGGGAUUUCAUACAACCAAUAUCCGAUGCCCUAACGGAAGUCACACGAAAUGUGGACCCGAAAUACCUGAAGGAAGGGGAGAGAGUGCUCGCGGGAUUUAGCGGACCCUUUGGUUUCCACAAGGUUACGCCAAGGGAUCUCAUGUCCUCAUUCAUCGGAUCCAUGGUUUGUGUUGAAGGGAUCGUGACCAAGUGUAUGUCAUCAUCAUCUCACUCUGCCUGUUUGCAAAAAAAACAAAAGAAAAAAGGAAGAAGAUCGGUUAAAUUGUUUAAUAGAUUAGCUUAUCCGUGUCUAAUCACAACCCUUUCUAAUUGAUCAUUGAUUAAGGUCUCCUGUCACCUAGACUUUUUUUUUUCCUUCUUCUAUAGUAUUGAAAAUAUAUGAUGGAUUAGUAGUUCUCCUUUGGAAAACUUUUCCACAAUGAUAUUAAAAACUGGCUUUAGAGGUACCGCUGAGCAAUGCAUUGGCUUUGAGCAUUGCUUGUUUAUGGAGCACAAACUUGCAAUAAAGGCACAAAGCACACUCGUUGCACCACUUCGGCAUGUGGCAUUAUAGCAUUUUGCAUUUAGUUUUGAAUCAGAAUGAAAUCCUUAUUUAAAUUUGAUGCUACUUA
Molecule: messenger RNA, 1004 nt
Organism: Dendrobium catenatum
Lineage: Eukaryota; Viridiplantae; Streptophyta; Magnoliopsida; Asparagales; Orchidaceae
Product: DNA replication licensing factor MCM3 homolog 1-like
Exons: 3
Coding region: 197-706 (169 amino acids)
Source: RefSeq, a predicted model, not a curated record